AUGGAUCAGAGUUUGAAAGAUGCUGCUCUAUGUCAACGAGAGAUACGAGAAUUAAUUGAUAUUGAUCGAGCACGGAGACAUCAUCAAGAGUAUAUUUCAACUUUAAGAAAACUAGGCAUCGAUGUUAUUGAAUUAGCAGCUGAUGAAAGUUUGCCAGAAGGUGUUUUUGUUGAAGAUACAGCAAUGAUUUGCGAUGGAACAGCAUUGAUAUGUCGACCGGGACUCGCUAGCCGAUUGAAAGAGGUGGAUAUUAUUCGUACAACACUGAGAAAAGAGGGUUUAACAAUUGUUGAUAUCAAAGAUCAGGCGGCCACAAUUGAUGGUGGUGAUGUAUUGUUCACAGGUCGUGAAUUUUUUGUUGGUUUAUCUAAACGAACAAAUUUAGCUGGUGCAAAAGCCGUUGCAUCAACAUUCCCUGAAUAUCCUACUGCCUUAUUGAGGGUUCGUAAAGGUUGCCAUUUGAAAAAUUUUAUAUCUAUGGCUGGUCCUGAUAUGAUUGCUGUGGGCGAUUCAGAUGUAGCAAAAGAUUUAUUACGACAAAUGGAAGAAAUGAGUGAAUAUAAAGAAUACAAAACCAUCACAUUACCAAAUGAUCCGGCAGCCAAUUGUAUUUUUGUCAAUGGAACAAUUCUUCAUUUGCCAGCUGAACAAUAUCCAGAAAGUAUUAAAAUUUUGACUGAUCGCAUAUCAACGUCUCAUAUUGAGUUGCCAAACAGUGAAUUUGCGAAAGUUGAUAAUGUGUUGUCUAGUCGAUGUUUAUUAUUUAAUAGACCAAAAUAUCGCCCUAUUCGCUCUUAA
Molecule: messenger RNA, 798 nt
Organism: Didymodactylos carnosus
Lineage: Eukaryota; Metazoa; Rotifera; Eurotatoria; Philodinida; Philodinidae
Source: the annotation of a GenBank genome assembly